Zymoseptoria tritici IPO323 is the source of this 1341-nucleotide messenger RNA. RefSeq lists its product as uncharacterized. The annotation marks the transcript as partial. The record is from RefSeq and is a predicted model, not a curated record. The transcript has 4 exons. NCBI's taxonomy places the organism in Eukaryota, Fungi, Ascomycota, Dothideomycetes, Mycosphaerellales, Mycosphaerellaceae.
CGUGCUGCUUCAAGUUGCCCUGCAAGGAUGUCCGGAGUCGAGGUCAUCGGCUUGGUCCUGGGAGCGAUUCCUCUCAUAAUAUCUGGCCUGGAGCACUACAAAACGUGUGUCAAAACGAUCAAGAGUAUCAAACACACUGCAGUAGAGCUCGGAACAGUGGCAAGGAACUUGCGAACAGAGGGACUCAUGUUCCGCAAUACGCUGCAGAUUCUGCUUAGCCAGUGUCUGGACCAUGAAACGCAAAAGCAGCUCCUCGAUGCCAGUGCCGAUGGCUGGGAUCAAGGAAAUGUUCGGGAUGCACUCCAGCAAAGGCUUCAGACCUCGUACGAGCUGUACAUGGAGCACGUUCACAGGGUCCGAAGUACCCUGAGCGAGUUCAUGGAAAGGUUACACCUCGGUCCGGAUGGCAAGCCGCCUUGCGACACAACUGCUGCAUCAUUCCGAUCCGCAUACAAAAGGCUCGGCUUCGCUAUAAAGAAGUCCGGAUACUUGGACCUCAUCCAGGAGAUCCACGAUGUCAACGUCAUGCUUGAGCGACUUACUGGUCAGACUCGAGAGCUCGAGGCAGGAAGAAAGCUGCGAGCGACGGACAUCAAGCAUAUUGAAGCUCCGAAGCCCGUGCUAUCAGUGUCUUCAAGCACUGCGGCUUUCGAUGCCACUAUCUCGCAUGCUACCGGCAGCUCAAAGAUCACAGUAAGAAGUCAUUCGGUGAGAUUCCAGAGCCCAUCACGAAUCCACAUAGCACCGACGCUGCCUCCAAUAUUGCCGCCGGAAAAUCGGAAACAAAAUCUGACCGGUGCGGACGCCCGACGUCUGGCACUCUCUCUGGCCACAGGAAUGCUCCAGCUCCAUAGUACUCCAUGGUUGCAGAGUUCGUGGGGGAAAAGCGAUAUCAUGCUCAUCAGCAAGCAAGACAAAAUUCUCUCUCAGCACGCCUUCAUCUCGCAAGACUCAACCGGUGCUCGCAAGACUCUACCUGCCUCUCCAGCCACAGGAGCACUGGCAAUGAUAAUCAAAAAUCGGACGUUGUUCUCACUUGGAUUGAUGUUGAUCGAACUAUGCAUGGGCAAAUCCAUGGAAGACUUGCACCGAGCAGACGAGCGGAACCCAGACGGCACAAUAUCAGAGUUCUCGGACCUCCUGACAGCAGAGCGACUUUUGAACAAGCAGACCAUCAGUGAGAGUUUUGGCAAGCGGUGGAGUGAUGUCGUGCGCCGGUGCAUCCGUUGUGAGGUAGACGAGACAGAAAGCAGUCUGGAAGAUGCUGGCUUCCGAAAAGCGGUGUACAACAAGAUAUUGAUGGAGCUGGAAGAGGAACAUAGGCAGUUCUUCCGACUUUGA